CAAACAGGGAACAAAUAUUCACACAUGUGGUACACACGAGUGCCACUAAGCCAGCUUUCUCUAUAAAUCUUCUGGAACGUUCUUUCAUUUUCCUCGUCCAAACUUUGAUCUUAAGCUGAGAUUUCCACAUAACCCAUUGUGAUUUAGAUUUGUGAAAAAAUGGCGACAAAGAGGAGCGUGGGAACGUUGAAGGAGGGUGAUUUGAAGGGGAAGAGAGUGUUCGUGAGGGUUGAUCUGAACGUUCCUUUGGAUGAUAACUUGAACAUCACAGAUGACACUAGAAUCCGUGCUUGUGUUCCCACCAUCAAGUACUUGACCGGUUAUGGUGCCAAGGUCAUCCUUUCAAGCCAUCUGGGUCGGCCAAAGGGUGUGACACCAAAAUACAGUUUGAAGCCACUUGUGCCAAGGCUGUCUGAACUACUUGGAAUUGAGGUUAAGAUGGCAAAUGACAGUAUAGGGGAGGAAGUUGAAAAAUUGGUUGCACAAAUUCCAGAAGGUGGUGUUUUGCUUCUAGAGAAUGUGAGGUUCUAUAAGGAGGAAGAGAAGAAUGACCCUGAAUAUGCAAAGAAGCUGGCUUCUCUUGCUGAUCUCUAUGUUAAUGAUGCAUUUGGCACUGCCCACAGAGCUCAUGCUUCUACAGAAGGAGUGGCCAAAUUCUUGAAGCCCUCUGUUGCAGGAUUCCUUAUGCAGAAGGAGCUUGACUAUCUAGUUGGAGCCGUGUCGAACCCCAAGAAGCCAUUUGCUGCUAUUGUUGGUGGGUCAAAGGUGUCUUCGAAGAUUGGAGUUAUUGAAACCUUGUUGGGGAAAGUUGACUACCUCUUGCUUGGUGGAGGGAUGAUCUUUACCUUUUACAAGGCCCAGGGUCAUUCAGUUGGGUCAUCUCUUGUGGAGGAAGACAAGCUUGAUCUUGCAACUUCACUUCUUGAGAAGGCCAAGGCUAAAGGUGUUUCCCUGUUGCUUCCAACCGAUGUGGUCAUAGCUGACAAGUUUGCUGCUGAUGCUAACAGCAAGGUUGUGCCAGCAUCAAGCAUCCCGGACGGAUGGAUGGGAUUGGAUAUUGGACCCGAUUCCAUCAUAACAUUUAGUCAAGCAUUGGAUAAGACUCAGACCAUCAUUUGGAAUGGACCAAUGGGUGUUUUUGAGUUUGAUAAGUUUGCAGCAGGAACAGAGGCUAUAGCCAAGAAACUGGCUGAGCUAAGUGGGAAGGGAGUAACAACGAUCAUUGGAGGAGGUGACUCAGUUGCUGCUGUGGAGAAGGUUGGACUUGCAGAAAAGAUGAGCCACAUCUCAACUGGUGGUGGUGCCAGCUUAGAGCUUCUUGAGGGGAAGCAACUCCCUGGUGUUCUUGCUCUUGAUGAUGCUUGAGCAUAUACAUGAUGAUAUAGCCCAUACCUUUGUAUUCUGUGCUUUAUUAUGGUUGGGUUUCAACCAAUGUUUGAUUGUAGAGGCAUAAUAUAGGAUAGACUUCAAAAUAAGAGGUUUUUGUGACAUUUAUAAUGUUACAGUGCGUAUGAUGAGAUUGUUCCUGAACAAUUUUUAUUUCCAAAGGUGGAGGUUCUUUGGUUUUGUUGGCUGCCAAUUUUCUUCUCUCUGCUGGCAGUAUGUCGUCGUUCAAUACCAUAGUGUUGUAGUCAUUGUCGUCCUUUCAUGUAUGGUUUGCCCUUGUUUUUCACUAUCUUUUAAUGCAACAUUAACAUUGUACUGCGAUGGUUAACAUUUAGCAACUGAUGGACAUCAAAAACUACGAGU
Messenger RNA from Gastrolobium bilobum, 1749 nucleotides. RefSeq names its product phosphoglycerate kinase, cytosolic-like. The record is from RefSeq and is a predicted model, not a curated record. The transcript has 7 exons. Gene Ontology annotation, molecular function: phosphoglycerate kinase activity; ADP binding; ATP binding. Gene Ontology annotation, cellular component: cytosol. Lineage: Eukaryota; Viridiplantae; Streptophyta; Magnoliopsida; Fabales; Fabaceae. Gene Ontology annotation, biological process: gluconeogenesis; glycolytic process. Bases 160 to 1365 code for a protein of 401 amino acids.